CUCCACCAUGCAGCCCGCACGCACGCUCCUCCUGCUCGCCGCCCUCGCGGCCCUCGCCGCCGCCCUGCCCCGCGCGCCCCGCGCCGCCGCCCCCGCCCCCGCCCUCGCCCGGGCGCGCAGGCAGCUCGCCGACGACGACAAGUUGCAGCCCCUCGAUGUGGAGGAGGGCGAGGAGCAGACGCGUGAGAAGCGCAAGCUGGAGGGCGUCACGCAGGCUGGCUUCGGCAUCAAGAACGCCAUCCUCGGAUUCGUCUUUGGAAAGAUCAACUCGCUGAUCGACGCGAAGACCCGUCUGAUCGACACGCUGGACAAGCAGAACAUCGAGAAGAACAAGCAGUACGGCAUCGAGGCGCCGCAGAACGGGCUGGCGUCGCUGGGCGGCGUGGUGUCGCAGGUGGUGGGGCCCAAGCUGCAGCUGCUGGGGCCCAAGAUCCAGGCCGUGUCGGGGCUGUUCGGCGGCUCCUCCGGCGGCGGCGCAGGUGCGGGCUCGGGCGGCGGCGGGCUGGGGUCCAUCAUCUCGCUCGUGACGUCACUGUCGGGCUCAUCUAGCGGCGGCGCGGGCGCCACCGGCGGCGUCGAGACCAUCGACUCCUCCUCGGAGGAGGACGACUCGUCGUGAGCCGCCGGGCCGCACCGGGCCACACCGGGCCGGGCCGAGUGACGUCACGCUUCAAUUUGUUGGCUUUUUUAAUUAGGAGUUCCCGCGUUGUGUUUGCUAGUGUUAGUUGUGACAGUUCCUCCAGUAGGUGAAUGUAAAGCUUCGUCCGCAAUAGUCUGGGAUGUAUUAUAGAAUAAAAGGGUGUGAUAAGUAUAAACAUAAGGCUUUGAUAAAUAAUACAGUUCAACUAACAUUGUAUAGUUCAUCCCGCAAUUUGUUUCUGUUGUUUUUUUUGCUCCAUGUGAUAUAUUUUAUAGAUAUGUUAGCUUGUUUUAAUCUACUGUUUGUUGCAUAGGUUCAACAUGGAAAUAACACAGAAUAUAUAUCUCUAUAUAACUUACUCGUCAAUAUCUUUAUCAAUAUGAAGUGGCUCUACUGCUUGUGUAUUUAGUUUAAUAAUCCUGAAGUAGUAUUGUUGAGUGUUACCAACAUGCUCUUGCAUGCAGAGAUUAUGUCGAAACCAGUUUGUUAUAUUCUGUGUCAUUACGUGUUGCCUUUAUAUUGUUUUUGCUGUUAAUGUACAAAUGUGGACUAUUGCGGGCGGCUCCUCUCGCCACCAGUCACUUGCCGACAGCUGUGUGUACUAUGUACUUGUUAUUAUGUACUAUUCUCAAAUUGCCAACUGUUGCCACAUGAAAUGUAAAUAAUGAUCCAUGACAAUUUAAAUUAAAUAAAUGUAUGACGAUUGGAAUUGUAUAUAAGAGGCUAGAAUCCAACAAAAUUGAAGCGUGCUGUCACAUAACUAAACAUUAUUUUUAUACCCAGUACUACUAGUUAAGUACAAACCUCUAAAUCAUUACGAAUUAUCCUAAUACUUACCUAUUAAUGUCCAACAUGGCCGCCUGUACAGCCCGCGGCCCUCCCUUCUCCACCUCCCUCGCUGUAGCUCCAUCUGUAACAUACUUUAUACUUUUUAACUUAGAGUAUCAUUUACUUUGGCACGUUUUCCCGUUGCACCCAUUUCGUAAGUCACCUGUAGUUUCGAAGGAUGAUUACGUUUGUAUAAAGUUGUCUGUUCUGUUUCCCAGUAGCCACAGUGUAUAGCCACAGUGUGUAGCCACAGUAUGUAGUUACAGGGGGUUCACUCCUCCUAUACAGGCCAGCUGGCACCGGCAGCGGGGGAGCGAGUCAAGCGAUAUCCUUUUCGCUCACACUCUGUAUAUUUAUGUAUUUACUUUUGUAAAUAGUUUGUAAGGUGAGUGGUGGUGAUAAUAAAAGUAUUUUUAAAUAA
Plutella xylostella (diamondback moth) is the source of this 1889-nucleotide messenger RNA. RefSeq lists its product as uncharacterized. The record is from RefSeq and is a predicted model, not a curated record. Lineage: Eukaryota; Metazoa; Arthropoda; Insecta; Lepidoptera; Plutellidae.